GCACGUGGGGAUGCUCGAGUACAUGAAGGGACAGGGGGGGGACUUUGCCGACGCGGCAGCUGCGUUUGCGGUUGCGACGGGUCUGGAGGACGCCACGGGCAACGAGAGUUUCCGUGGUUUGCUGGAGAAGAAAUGGACGUCUGUCGUUCGCCUCCAGAGAAAGGCGAGGGGUCGCGGGGCUUAGCUAUAAUUGGCCUUGUACGGCUGAUUUGCCCGUGUCGUUGCCCGUUGUAGCUCAAGUGUGCUGCUGUGUCCUGGAGACCAUCUCGCCUUCUGUGGGUUUUGUGACACAUGGUAUGCAUGUGCUGUUUGUGUUUUCUUUGCGAUAACCCUAGCACAGGUGAAAGCGUGCCUGCUGUUGUUCAUUGCCAGCACAACGAAGCGAGACGCGUGUUCAUACCGGCAAACAGAGUCCGACGGAGUACAACAGCAGGGGAAGUGGGUUGGAAGAAUUGCUCGUUGUUUCUGGCGCCACCACAAAACGCGAUCUAAAAUGAAACAGAGAGAGAAGUUGCGUUCAAGAGCGAGUGAACCGUGGCUUGCCAGUUAAGUUCUUGGAGAGGAGUGCGGACGUCUGCAGCCCCGCGUGGAUAUAGGUCGACGUGUCAUGGCGGAGAACCGCGGGAAGAACCUGCUACAAACGAAGCGGCACCCUAUAGCCAAUGGAUCGCGGUCGUGGUUGGUGUUGACAUCUUGCGCAGCAGUAGCGUGCCCUCUUGUUUUUUGGUUGUUGUUGUUGCUGUUGUUGUCCUUUUAAUAGUUGUCCUAGUUGCCCUUGAUCUUCUUCCUGAGUGCUGAACUUUCUCCACCGACUUCGGCGCUGGGU
Ectocarpus sp. CCAP 1310/34 is the source of this 826-nucleotide messenger RNA. NCBI's taxonomy places the organism in Eukaryota, Phaeophyceae, Ectocarpales, Ectocarpaceae. The record is from the annotation of a GenBank genome assembly.